AUGAGUCUACCCCUUGCCCUUGGUUCCAAGUCUGUCUCGUCUCGACCUCUCCUGAUCAACCUUGAUGAUAAUGAUGAUGACGACAAUGAGCAUUCAGACCACAAGCCGAGUUUUCUUGCAGAAGAUGGAAUGACAGUGCUGGAUCCCAUUCGAAUUUCGGAUACCCCUGUAACAAUGACGGCUGCGUGUCCUCUUCAAGAAUGGAUGGCACUGGCCACCAUUGAAUAUUACGAUAUGAUCAUGAAAGUUGAUCACGAAAGUGAAGACGAUGAUGAUGAUAAUGACUCCAAAAUACAGCAAAAAGUUGCACGGCACUCCACCGUGGUGGUAGUCCGAAUUCAAAUAUCUUCACUGGCAUCGCCAUUCUCAUCGGUCAAUCGAGAAGUUCGACACCGUUUGACUCUCCCAAAUCCCAGCCUGGGUGGUAUGCAUAGCCAACAACGGUAUCUACAAGAAGACGACAUGGAUCAACUCGGAAAAACACCCGUGGAACCCAGUCUCCUUUUUUCCUCGGAUCGACAACAAUUAACGUGCCUGAUACCCUAUCCGCGAGGGUGUCACUCGGCAUUGGUGGCAUUUCCACUGCAACGACCGGAUAUGACGCAUCAAAACAGCCAACGUCCACCCGUCAGACCCAAACUACCGGCCUAUAUCGCCGCUUCCUCGUCGUCAUCAUCAUCUACCAAUGCCAAUAAAAUUCCCGAAGCCAGAGGUGAACCUCAGUGGCUCACCCUCCCAAACAAUGUGGGAAUGGCGAUACGGGACAAGGCACAGUACUUUUUGUACAAUAUCACCUCCAUUUGCAAUGCUACCACCCAGGAAAUUGAUUCCACCAAACGACGGACCGCGACCAAAAGUUCUUGUGUGCUCCUAGCGGGGUGUCGGGAUGGUAGCAUUUUGGGGAUAUCCUUUCAGCCAUUGUUAUUGGCGGGACAACUCUAUCAUCCUACAAGCUCUAGUAGCAAGGAUACCAGCAAUGGGGCGUCGGCAGCUAUUACCUAUCUAUCCUACGUGACAAUGUCCAGCACCAUAUCGGCGUAUGAAGAGGAUGGCGAUGUUCAAGUGGUUGGCAAAUUGGUUGCGCUGCAAAACCGAGGAAGAGCCCUCAUCUUUGAUACUCGAAUGGUCUUGUCGUCAUUACAUCAUGAAAAUGCUGCUGUGUUUCAGCAACAGCAUUUUGACAUGGAUGGCACGGACUUGAGCGCUACAGAAACAGAAGCGGAUGCUUACAGAACGGUCAUCCACGGAGAGAGCUUUCACGUUGUCAAAACGGGACGUCGAAACAGUCUACCCGCCAAUACACGGUUGUCAGAAGUAGAGGAGGCGGCGCAACCUCUGAUUCCAAAAACACGAAAAGAAGACGUUCAUAGACCACCACAAUCAAAUCCAACAAUGGGAAACACUGGUCUACUGAUGACGUUGGAACCUUGUGGCCACUACGAAGGGAACUUUUGUAGAGCUCAAUGGAUCGUUGGAUCACUGCUCGCAUUGUUAGAAACACCGCAACUACCAGCAUCGAGACAGCGACCUUUUCCAACGAACCAUGCACGAGAUCGGGUGGCACAGGUUAUUGGAAUUCGAAAAGAUCGACCACCUCAAAUGUUGACAGAACUUAUUCUGACGUCGGAAGAUCUGGAGUGCUCCCACACGACAUUUUCUUUAGUGGUGGACAACGACGAAUCCGCCAUGGAAACGCAACCCAGCUCUGGAUCCCCAAAAUUUGGGAACAGCACAACCUCCACAUCGGCGCUGCUAGGAUCGUGCCUUGGGAUGCAGUACGAUAAUGACACUGGUUGUCUGGCAAUCAGCUCGGCUAGAAAAUCCGCGCAGUCGACGCCCAGGAAUGGUGACAAGCAUUCCUCGGCUCGUGUAAAUGUCUUUGUCUGUCUUUGGCACUGGAAAACAAACGUGUUGGGCUUUACAGCAAACGCCAUUAGCCCCAAUCCAAGCGUGGCUUUGGGUUCAACCCUGCUAUUUUCUAAAGAAAGGAGAGCGAAUCGACGACGAUUGGUGCAUAUUUAUUCUGCCAGCUCCAACCGACACUGGAGUCGCGUUCGCAAGGACAACUACGAAAUGGGCGUAUUGUCUCCACACAAUGAAACCCACAAAGGCCGUGGAAUAGCUGUGAAGGAGCCCUCACCAAUGCUUCUGACAUCGACGUCGGUUUCGUUUGCAAUGGUUUCCCAGCAAUCCAACCAGACCAGUGAGAUUGAGUGGCGGGAAUGUGCCGUCCCCUACUCAUAUCUGCAAGAUUACGGCUGCCCGUCGAUUGCAGCGAUGAGUUCCGGUGGAUCGUCCAUUGCGAUAGCAUCAUCACGUGGGUUCUGCAUGCUCGAGUGCUCACCCAGAUCGCUGAAAUCGAUUGCCGUUGAAGAUCGUCGAUAUCUCUCACAAGAGUUUGUAGGGUCACAACCAAAUGCACGAAAAGAAGCUCAUCCGAAUAGAAGGGUUCACAAUCUCCCUCCGAGAUGGCAUAUGUUUGGGAACGAAAGCGAAGAAAGGGCAUUCCGGGUCUUAGCAAUGGACUGGUGGAAUGGUGAUAAGGGCGCCACGCGCAACCACUUAUCUGGUGACCUUUUGGUUGCUGUUAUUGAGCGACACGAAAGCCAACCAGACGAACCUGGUGUUUGCUAUUUGGCAUGCUGGUCGCAGAGGAGUUUGUGCUCGGGUGGUACGGUCCACACCGGCACGAAUGGUUCCUCCAUCACAUCCUUUUUCAUUGCCAGUGCGUCCUUUCAAUUUGAUCUUCGGCAAAGACGGACGAGUCAUUCAAUCAGCAGCAACUCGUCCAGUCCCUUGACACUGGAAGAUUUCAUUUGCGCAAUUGGUGUGACACGCACCCCAGGUUGUGGUCUGGAGGUCGUCGUCGUAACUUCUGAGGGGCCCUUAUCAAACACACCUGUCUUGGGCAAGGCUCUGCCAGGGAUGAACGAUCUCAAGUCGGCGGAGAUUGCUUCGUAUUAUCUUUCCGAUACGGUCAAUCCCGAGUGUACCAAUGCCUUGGGUGGCAGUCUCGUCAGUAUGGGCUUCUACGUGUGGACUUUUCAGCUAGCCUCGGGGAAGUUGUUCUGCUGGAUUGUCCCGUUUCCGUCUCAACAGUCAACAGCCGAGAAUGUUUCAUCCAAGGUUAUGCGGGGAAUCUUGUGUCCGAUUGGCACGUCGACAACUUGGUUACAGAAGUCGCCAACAAAGACAGCCAGAGAUUUCAGUCUGGGUUGCAUGCCUCAUUCAUCGCACGGAUGCUUGCUCAGCACAGGACAGGCGUCCAGGAAGUUCCACCAGGCGAUUGCCGGAGGCUUCGAUCAAUCUCUUUUUGCGCCCGAUUUUAUGGAACAUGAGUUCCUCUAUCCCGCGGACAUCGAACUGGCACCACCAGCCUACAUUUCUUCGUUGGCUGCCUUAAUCCGCAGCCGAGCCUCGGCAAGCUCUUCAUGUGCGAAUAGCUCCCAUAUCCAACAAACCACAAUUCCUCGGUAUCUGGGUGGCGACGAAGUAGAGAAAGCUGUUCUCGCCGUCGACACGAGCCAUCAUAUGUUGAUACGAUCGUUGCGAUACCCCGAUGCGGCAUUCCUUGCACUUCGGUUGCUGCUUUUGAGAUCUACGGAGCAACUUGCGGACGACCGCAGGAAAACAGAUGCUCCCGUGUCAGCUCCCGUUCUCCACGAAACACUUGAAGUGAUUCGUAAUUGUUCAUCGAACCGGCUGCACUUUGCUUCGCUCCUGCUGGAGGUAGGGCGACAGUUGGAACCAAGUUGUUUCCCCCAUUUGUUCCCCUUACCUCUAGAGCAGGCAAAGAAAACACAGAAUAACCUCGGAACUGCGCGCUCGAGCUGGGUUGAGCCAAGGACUGUCAACGACUUCGUCUCUGUGUGCUUGGCAGAUGGGUCGCUUCACUGUUCGGUUUCUUCAUUGCCAAUAUUGCCUGGUGAUGCUUGGUCGAAACAAAACUGCGAGUUGCUGCUGGGCCAUUGCUUGCAGACUUUCGACGACAAUACACACUCCGCCCACGAUUUCUUCUUUGAUUUUUCCACCGAGGAGCGCACCAUGAUGGGGGACAUCUUUCGCUUUGGUGCCAAGGUGGAAGAAAAUCCAGAAGAGGACGUCCAAGUAGACGUAACAGUUGAUGACGACCCGUCAGAUGAUGACGAUUCUACAGUUGACAGCUCUGCCGAGGAGGACAAUCCGGGCAGAAGUCAUGGCUAUUUCUGGGCAUGCGGGAUGUUGAAUUUUUCCCGGUUCCGUUCCUCCAAGCCGUCGGGUCCCAUACGACGAAUGGCAAACAUAAGAACUCCUCGAAAAGAGCGCGAGAAGCCAGGUCCGACAAAGCUCGCAGCAAAACCUGUCCAGAAGACGAAAAGCAUGGCAUGCCUCAUUGCUUCGUUGCUCGUGCAAGUAGCAGUGCCAGACAAUGUGCAAAAGACCCGCUCUUACUGCUGGAGGCGGUCAGCUUCUCUUGCGUAUUUGCUCCUUGGGCACGGAAAGCCGUUGCUUCCCGAGCUGUCUGCCGCGGAAUGUACGAAACUAGCCCGAACUGCAACUGGCGGAACAAACGACGCAUCAGUGGUGACAAAACUGGCCACGUUGAUCUCGCACUGCCUCGUUGCCUGCUCGUCUGAACUUGGUACUGCAGCCGCUGGCAAGGUGUUGGAUCUGGUCCUGGUUCUCUUGCGAAUCUCUACAAAGUCAUCAGGCUUUGACUCAAAUCUCCCUGGAUUGCUCGUCAUUGGCAUUGCUGCAGGCCAUGCCUCCAACCGAGUGGCUGACAUUUUGGACCUGGGGGACAGAACUGUUCCGUUUACAUUGGCGUACCUUAAAGCCCGGGACAUGCUGGAUUCGUAG
This is a messenger RNA of Seminavis robusta, 4839 nucleotides long. The record is from the annotation of a GenBank genome assembly. Lineage: Eukaryota; Bacillariophyta; Bacillariophyceae; Naviculales; Naviculaceae.